Molecule: messenger RNA, 948 nt
Organism: Effrenium voratum
Lineage: Eukaryota; Dinophyceae; Suessiales; Symbiodiniaceae
Source: the annotation of a GenBank genome assembly
AUGGCGCCCACAGACCAGAUGCAGAUCGUUGUGGCAAGCACUUGCUACUGCUUUGCCUCUGUGGGGAUGUUGCUCUUCAACAAGUUCGCAGUCCAAGACUUUCCGCUGGAGUGCUGCUUGGUGUGGAUGCAGCUGUUCUUUGCAGCAAGCUUCUUGCUUCUCUUCGCCUUCCCGUAUAUCCGUUUUGGAUCAGUGCACGACGUGCUGCGGUGGUGCAUGGUGGUGCCAUUCUACUGCGGGAUGCUGCUGACUUCAAUCUUGGCCUUGAAGACCGCACCCAUGUCUCUGGUCAUCGUCCUUCGUAACACUUCGCCCUUGGGGACCCUGGUCAUCGAGCGCUUCUACCCAGAGCCCCUGAGGAUUAGUGCCCUAAUGCUUGGCUCCAUCUUUCUGAUGAUGGCGGGCGGGGUGAUGUACGUCUCGCAACUUCCCACGGAGAACUGGCAGGGCAUUGGCUGGGUCUUCCUAAACAGUGCCAUUGCUGUCGCAGAUCGGCUUGUUCAGCGCCUGCUGCUUGCUCAGGAUCUGUGCCCGGUGGAUAUUUCCAAAGUGGGCAUCACGCUCAUCAACAAUCUGGUGGGCAUGGUGCCUGUUGGGAUCGCGGCAUACAUGAAGGGGGAGGUGUCUCGCUUGCCCGGAGUGUAUGCCAUGCUGACCGGCUGGGACAAGUUCUACAUCGGGAUGACCUGUGUCAUUGGCCUGACCAUCAGCUACACGAGCAUUUGGGCUCAAAGCCUCAUCAGCGCAACCAGCUUCUUGGUCAUGAUCAAUGCCAACAAGUUCCUCAUCAUUGGCAUCGAAGCUUUCGGCAUGCAUUCCAAAGCUCUCAACCACAUCCAGGUGUUUGGUGCCAGUCUGACGAUCUUGGGCGGCAUCCUCUACGGGAAGUCGCGCCAAGCAAUUGAGCACGAGGCGGAAGAACGCAAGGCCUUGCUUCCUUCUAAGUAG